Molecule: messenger RNA, 1838 nt
Organism: Drosophila sulfurigaster albostrigata
Lineage: Eukaryota; Metazoa; Arthropoda; Insecta; Diptera; Drosophilidae
Product: facilitated trehalose transporter Tret1-like
Exons: 1
Coding region: 114-1439 (441 amino acids)
Biological process (GO): carbohydrate transport; transmembrane transport
Cellular component (GO): membrane
Molecular function (GO): sugar transmembrane transporter activity
Source: RefSeq, a predicted model, not a curated record
AUAUCUGAAACGCUCAUUUGAAUUUUCUUUUUUACCGAGGAACUUUAGAAGAAAUUUAAAUCUAAUUUGGAUAUAUAUUUUGUUUUAAAUUUACGAAAUACUCGUGAGGACAAAUGGGUCAAUUGAAACAGUAUGUUGCUGGCUUAUCAGCGGCUUUCGGUGCCUUCUGUUUGGGAGCAGCGAUCGGUUGGUCUGGCCCAAUGGAAAAGCCUGUGACCGAUGGCAAAGCUUAUUGCUUUUCGGUGUCACGUGACGAUUGGGGUUGGAUAACCUCAUUGCUUACCUUAGGAGCAGCCUGCAUGUGCAUUCCCAUUGGUAUAUUGAUUGGUCUCUUCGGGCGCAAGCUGGUAAUGCUGGUGUUGGUGUUCCCCUUUCUGAUCGGGUGGUGCUGCAUCAUAUGGGCAAGCAGUGUGUACGUGAUGUUCGUUGGACGCUUCAUCAUUGGUGCUUGUGGUGGCGCCUUCUGUGUGACCGCUCCCAUGUAUACCACAGAGAUUGCCGAGGUUGCCAUUCGCGGCAUUAUGGGAUGCUUCUUUCAGCUAUGGAUUGUGCAUGGGAUUCUCUAUGGAUUUGGUGUUGGUGCCUUGUGCAAGCCGAAGACCGUGAACAUAUUGUGCGGCAUUUUGCCCAUAGUAUUUUUCAUUAUUUUCGUUUGGAUGCCAGAGUCCCCCGUCUACCUGGUGCAGAAAGAGAAAACUGAAAGGGCAGACAAGGCGAUGAGGUGGCUGCGUGGCAAGGAUGCUGACUUCAGUGCGGACAUGAAUGCCAUGGUGGCCGAGUCGAAGAAGGAGAAACCCAAAGUUCUCGAGGGAAUGAUGCGCAAGGCCUCGGUUAUGGGAAUGUGCAUCUCCAUAACGCUGAUGUUCCUGCAACAAUUUACGGGCAUCAAUGCGAUCAUCUUCUAUGCCACAAGCAUAUUCCAAGACGCCGGAACCGGACUCUCCCCCGACUGGUGCACUGUGAUCCUUGGCAUCGCCCAGGUCAUUGCCACCAUCCUGGCAAUAUUAUCCAUUGAGAAAGCGGGUCGCAAACUCCUUCUGCUGUUGUCGGCGGCUGUGAUGGGCAUCACAACUCUCGUGAUGGCAAUCUUCUUCCAAUGGCUAAAGGACUCCGAUGUCGGUUGGCUGCCUGUGCUGGCUACGUGUUUAUUCAUUGUUGGAUUCUCCAUUGGAUUUGGUCCCGUGCCAUGGUUAAUAAUGGCCGAAUUGUUUGCCGAGGAUGUGAAGCCGGUUUGUGGCGCCAUUGCGGGCACAUGCAAUUGGCUGUUUGCCUUCUGUGUUACCAAGUGCUUUCCCCUUUGCCUGGAUGCCUUUGGAGCUGCAGCGACGUUCUGUGCCUUUGCUGUGAUCUCGUUUUUAGCUUGCGUGUUCAUUUUCUUUCUUGUGCCAGAGACUAAGGGCAAGACUUUGAAUGAAAUUCAAGAGAAACUUGGCUCCUAAUGUUUGUGCCAGAGACUAAGGGCAAGACUUUGAAUGAAAUUCAGGAGAAACUUGGCUCCUAAUGUUUAUGAACUAUUCAAGACAAAUUUAGAGCUUAAUUUUACGGCAUUCGUUUGCGAACUAUCCCGAUUUGACGAAGAGCAAGAUGUUCAAUGAAAUUCGGGAGAAUCUUACCGGGUAUUUUUGGGAACUAAAAUGUGACGUAGGAUAUGUUUAGAUAUGUUAUCAUUAUCGACAAGAUAAAGUUGGAUCUUUUAUCAUUCUUAGAUUAGAAGUAAUAGGGUGGAUAGACAUACAAAGAAAAUUCAAGGCAAACUUUGCGCCUAUUUUUGAAUCUAAAUUUUAAAAUGCUAUUAUGUAUAAAUUUAGAUAUUAUUCUUAUUAAAUUAUAAGUAACAU